Molecule: messenger RNA, 1491 nt
Organism: Caenorhabditis briggsae
Lineage: Eukaryota; Metazoa; Nematoda; Chromadorea; Rhabditida; Rhabditidae
Exons: 8
Coding region: 1-1491 (496 amino acids)
Source: RefSeq, a predicted model, not a curated record
AUGGCAAGAAAAGUUAGAAGACUUACACAUAAAAAACGCCGCUCAUCUCGACCAGUUAAAACGGAGGCUGCUGGAAAUAUUCAGUAUGAAGUAGAAAAAGUGAUCGGAACUAGCAACAAAGGAAAUACUAUAUAUUUCGAAGUCAAGUGGAAAGGAUUUCCAUCCGAGGAAAAUACUCAGGAGCCGGAGUUCAGGUUGACUUGCGAUGAUAAGAUUCUGAGUUACCUGGUACGACGAUUGGACCCUAUCGCCUACUUGGACACAAUUCCUGAAUCAAUCGAGGAUAUCAAAUCCAUGAAAAAUAAUAAAAACUACAUUUUGGACGUUAUCGAACCUCUGACAUCCAUUGGGCAAAUGACAGUUCUCAAUGGAUCUGUGAAAUUCGUGAAUGUCGAUUCGAUUCCGAGCAGGGUCAGAUACUUGAAACACAUGAUUACAUGUGAACAAUCAUACAUUCUGAAGUCUCUGUUUGUUCCAUCUGAGGAUGACGUGCGACGAGAUAUGAAACAAUAUCAAGAAGAGCUAGAUCUAUUGCAAAAGUCAUUCACCGACUACCCAAAGAUCACUAUAAGGAUUCCAUAUCAAAUACAAACUGUUUUUUAUUCUCCUCCUCCUCUCUCGAAAUUGUUGUUCGAACCAAUCUCAGAAGCUAUUUUCGAGGAACGUGAAAGCGACAAGUAUCACUUCCCUCCGAAUUCUGACAUCUUGGGUUUCAAUAAGGUGGCUCCUUUCAUUGAUAGAUCACACUUAGAAGAAAUUUCGGACAAGAAAAUCAAACCAAUUCUGGAAAAAGAUAGACUGGAUUUCAACUCCAACCCUCGCUUCAAUGUUCGCAUGAGCCUCUCUCAAUAUCCGGCGUGUGGAUGGAAUCUCACUUUGAACGAAGAGGUUGAUGAAAACACCCCAUUGUUGGUGAUCGCAGGAAUCGUCCGUCCCGUUGCAGUGGCUCAGAAGUGUUUGGAGGAAGAAGGAGAAAUAGUGGCAUUCAGCUCAUUCAUUGAAAUUCCGAAUUCAGGCAUGUGUCUUGAUAGACGCGAAUUCUUCGAUUUCUCCAAGUACGUCCCACAUAAUUGUGAGCCAACAUGUGGUGUUCGUUUGGUGAACUCCGGAAACGAUGUCCCAGAUCUUGUGGUUUAUUCCCUCGUUUCCAUUGAUUCCUCGUGUACCUAUACCGUUUCACUUGACUACUUCCAAAUGUUCCAAAGUGAUGUCAAAGACCAUUUCCUGAAAAACCCUGCUCCAGAUGGUCAAAUAUUUUCACUGUACGAGAAGUUGACUGACUUCGUUCACUGCCAAUGCUCGAUGCCAUCAUGCAAAGAGGUUCUGUAUGUCUCAACUAUGCAGAAACAAUCACAAAAAUUGCUGAAAUCGUCGAAGAAAAAAUCAAGAUUGGACUCAGAAGAAGAGUCGGAGCAGAAGAUAUUUGGAGGACUGAAUUUGGUCGACUCUGACAGAAUCUAUGCUAUCAGAAAUGGAGAAUUCGUCGACUAA